AUGGCUUUCGCAGCGUACCAACCUAAGGCGCGGGUCCAGAAGCCCGCUCCCCACUUCUCUGGCACUGCAGUUGUCGACGGCACAUUCGAAGACAUUAGCUUAACAGCAUACACAUCCACCAAGCAAUGGCUCGUCCUGGGUUUCGUUCCCAUGGCCUGGACUUUUGUUUGCCCAACCGAAAUCCUCGCCUUUAGUGAACGCGCUUCCGAUUUCGCAGCCCGUGGCGCCAGCGUCGUCUUCUCCAGCACAGACAGCGAGUAUAGUUUGCUCGCUUGGACGAAUGCGAGCAAGAAGGACGGAGGCCUGGGCAAGAUCAACAUUCCGCUGCUGAGCGACAAGAACCAUAGCAUCGCCAAGGACUACGGUGUGCUGAUCGAAGAGGAGGGUAUUGCGUUACGAGGGCUCUUCUUGAUCGACCCCAAUGGCAUCGUACGACAGAUUACUAUCAACGAUCUUCCUGUUGGAAGAUCAGUCGACGAAACGCUUCGCCUGAUCGAUGCCUUCCAAUUCACCGACAAAUAUGGCGAGGUCUGCCCCGCGAACUGGAACCCUGGUGAUGAAACCAUCAAAGCAACACCCGCAGGCAACAAGGAGUACCUCGACAAGCUUCACGCCGACACCAAGAUGUCGGACGUUGCCGCAAAGACAAAUGGUACGGCUUCCUCGGGACAUUAA
Molecule: messenger RNA, 675 nt
Organism: Alternaria atra
Lineage: Eukaryota; Fungi; Ascomycota; Dothideomycetes; Pleosporales; Pleosporaceae
Exons: 3
Coding region: 1-675 (224 amino acids)
Biological process (GO): cellular response to stress; cell redox homeostasis; hydrogen peroxide catabolic process
Cellular component (GO): cytosol
Molecular function (GO): thioredoxin peroxidase activity
Source: RefSeq, a predicted model, not a curated record